AUGUCUGAGCUACAUAGUCUACUAACCUUUCCGGUGAGACCAAUUUCGGAAGAGCACUAUCUUGGGGAGCUCUCUCGGUUCCUAAAGGCUGGUAUUCCUGCAACGUACACGUUAGAGCAAGUGGCAGCGUUUGAAAGAAGUGAGCUUCGAGAAGAUGCUGAUGAGGUAUCUGAUGAGGAGGAGCAAUCCAAUACUACUCCGUUGCAUAUACUUGCCAGGUCGUUGCCUGGAAACCUGAGCGAUGAUGAAGAGCAAGUGGUGUUACACAUGAUGGAUAUGCUUUUUGAGUAUGGUGCCGGGUGGAAUUUUAUAGACUUCGAGAACAAAACGGUUGGUGACUUGAUUCUCGAAAGAAAUGGUGGUAACAGAGAGUCUCCAUUAUAUCAGCGUGUCGUCGAAGCGGGAGUUAGUGCUGAAUUACUACUUCGUAAGUUGAAUGGAGGUGACGUGGAAUUCAUCGAUGAAAAUGAGAUUGAUAUAUGUGCUGAGGCGUCAGCGGAAGUGGUACCAAAAGAUGCACUUGAUGACAGCACGGGCAAGGUUUCAUCUGUUUCGGAUGAUGAUGCUACUGCAGCAGAUCCAGACACCUACUUAAAUACAAAAUUAAAGUAUACAGAAGAUGCGCUGAUAACAGAAAACAAUAAAGAUGGUGUUAUGAUGGAUUGGGAAACUGACAUAAUGAAACUAGCUGCUGAUACAUUGGUUUCACGCAAACCAGUGGGAGAGUCUGUGGUACUUAAUAUUGGAUUUGGUAUGGGCAUCAUUGACACAUUUAUACAAGAGAGGAAUCCAAAAAAACACUAUAUUUGCGAAGCGCAUCCCGAUGUACUAAAGAAAAUGAAAAAUGACGGUUGGUAUCAGAAGCCAAAUGUUGUGAUUUUGGAGGGUAAAUGGCAAGACUCACUGAACAAAUUAUUAGAUGAGGGUAAUGUGUUUUUUGAUGGAAUAUAUUAUGACACAUUUAGUGAACACUACGAAGAUAUGCUGGAUUUAUACGAUAUCGUUGUCGGUCUGGUUAAUCCAGAAGGUGUUUUCUCGUUCUUCAACGGGUUGGGUGCUGAUAGACCACUUUGUUAUGACGUUUAUAAGAAGAUUGUAGAAGUUGAUGUUGCAACUUAUGGUAUGAAUUGUGAAUACACAUAUGUCGAUUUGAAGGGCAAGCUUCCUGAUUGGAAGGAUGUGAAAAGAUCAUACUACAAUUGUGAAUAUUAUUACCAUCCCAAAAUAUCAUUUGCAUGA
Molecule: messenger RNA, 1239 nt
Organism: Nakaseomyces glabratus
Lineage: Eukaryota; Fungi; Ascomycota; Saccharomycetes; Saccharomycetales; Saccharomycetaceae
Gene: RMT2
Product: protein-arginine N5-methyltransferase
Biological process (GO): peptidyl-arginine methylation
Cellular component (GO): cytoplasm; nucleus
Molecular function (GO): protein arginine N5-methyltransferase activity
Source: RefSeq, a predicted model, not a curated record